This is a messenger RNA of Psammomys obesus (fat sand rat), 648 nucleotides long. RefSeq names its product C-type lectin domain family 4 member E (gene Clec4e). The transcript has 6 exons. Lineage: Eukaryota; Metazoa; Chordata; Mammalia; Rodentia; Muridae. The record is from RefSeq and is a predicted model, not a curated record. Bases 1 to 648 code for a protein of 215 amino acids.
AUGAAUUCAACCCAAUCUCCCGCAUCCCACCACACAGAGAAAAGAUGCUUCAAAAAUUCCCAAGCGCUCCCAUGGACUGUGGCUGGGGCCUCGAUCCUGUUUCUCGGUGUCUGUUUCAUCACCAGAUGUGUUGUAACGUACCGUAUCUUUCAAAUUUAUGGGGAGAAAGAGUUACAGACACAUGAAACUAUUAAGGAGCUCUCCUGCUACAGCGAAGCAUCAGGUUCGGUGAAGACUUGCUGUCCUUUGAACUGGAAACAUUUUCAAUCUAGCUGUUACUUUUUCUCCACGACCACCCUGGUCUGGCCUUCCAGUUUAAGGAACUGCUCAGACAUGGGGGCUCACCUGGUGGUUAUCAACACAUUGGAAGAGCAGGAAUUCCUUUUUCGCACAAAACCUAAAAAGAAAGAGUUUUAUAUUGGACUGACCGACCAGGUAGUAGAGGGACAGUGGCGAUGGGUAGACGACACACCUUUCACGGAGUCCCUGAGCUUCUGGGAUGCUGGGGAGCCCAACAACAUAGUUUUGGUGGAGGACUGUGCCACCAUGAGGGACUCUUCAAAUCCCAGGAAGAACUGGAAUGAUAUUCCCUGUUUCUACAGCAUGCCGUGGAUUUGUGAAAUGCCAGCGAUAAGUCCUUUGCGCUAA